CGAAAAACUGCCAUAAUAUUGAAAACCUUAAAGCUAGUAUUUAUUAUGAAAAUGAAGGAAUAGCUUUAGCGGCUUUUAUCUGCUCUCAAAAGCAUUUAAAAAAGUUCUCUUUGAUUAGCAGCAAUUUUGCAUUAUUUCCUGUUAAAGCUCUUUUGGAUCAGAAGCAUUCACUUAAAAGUAUAACAUUUGAAG
This is a messenger RNA of Racocetra persica, 192 nucleotides long. The record is from the annotation of a GenBank genome assembly. NCBI's taxonomy places the organism in Eukaryota, Fungi, Glomeromycota, Glomeromycetes, Diversisporales, Gigasporaceae.